This is a messenger RNA of Phodopus roborovskii (desert hamster), 4597 nucleotides long. RefSeq names its product patched 1 (gene Ptch1). Gene Ontology annotation, molecular function: hedgehog family protein binding; hedgehog receptor activity; smoothened binding. The record is from RefSeq and is a predicted model, not a curated record. Bases 7 to 4296 code for a protein of 1429 amino acids. Gene Ontology annotation, cellular component: plasma membrane. Gene Ontology annotation, biological process: smoothened signaling pathway. The transcript has 23 exons. Lineage: Eukaryota; Metazoa; Chordata; Mammalia; Rodentia; Cricetidae.
GGCAACAUGGCCUCGGCUGGUAACGCCGCCGGGGCCCUGGGCAGGCAGGCCGGCGGCGGGAGGCGCAGACGGACCGGGGGACUGCACCGCGCCGCGCCGGACCGGGACUAUCUGCACCGGCCCAGCUACUGCGACGCUGCCUUCGCUCUGGAGCAGAUUUCCAAGGGGAAGGCUACUGGCCGGAAAGCACCGCUGUGGCUGAGAGCGAAGUUUCAGAGACUCUUAUUUAAACUGGGUUGUUACAUUCAAAAGAACUGCGGCAAGUUUUUGGUUGUGGGUCUCCUUAUAUUUGGGGCCUUCGCUGUGGGAUUAAAGGCAGCUAAUCUCGAGACCAACGUGGAGGAGCUGUGGGUGGAAGUUGGUGGACGAGUGAGUCGAGAAUUAAAUUAUACCCGGCAGAAGAUAGGAGAAGAGGCUAUGUUUAAUCCUCAACUCAUGAUACAGACUCCAAAAGAAGAAGGCGCUAACGUCCUAACUACAGAGGCCCUCCUACAACACCUGGACUCAGCACUCCAGGCCAGCCGUGUGCACGUCUACAUGUAUAACAGGCAAUGGAAGUUGGAACAUUUGUGCUACAAAUCGGGGGAACUUAUCACAGAGACAGGUUACAUGGAUCAGAUAAUAGAGUACCUUUACCCUUGCUUAAUCAUUACACCUUUGGACUGCUUCUGGGAAGGGGCGAAGUUGCAGUCAGGGACAGCGUACCUCCUAGGUAAGCCUCCUUUGCGAUGGACAAACUUUGACCCCUUGGAAUUCCUAGAAGAGUUAAAGAAAAUAAACUACCAAGUGGACAGCUGGGAGGAGAUGCUGAAUAAAGCUGAAGUUGGCCACGGGUACAUGGACCGGCCCUGCCUCAACCCAGCCGACCCAGAUUGCCCUGCCACAGCCCCCAACAAAAAUUCAACCAAACCUCUUGAUGUGGCCCUUGUUUUGAAUGGUGGAUGUCAAGGUUUAUCCAGGAAGUAUAUGCAUUGGCAGGAGGAGUUGAUUGUGGGUGGCACAGUCAAGAAUGCCACUGGAAAACUGGUCAGCGCUCAUGCCCUGCAGACCAUGUUCCAGUUAAUGACUCCCAAGCAAAUGUACGAGCACUUCAGGGGCUACGAAUACGUCUCUCAUAUCAACUGGAACGAGGAUAGGGCAGCAGCCAUCUUGGAGGCGUGGCAGAGGACUUAUGUGGAGGUGGUUCACCAAAGCGUUGCGCCUAAUUCCACUCAGAAGGUGCUCUCCUUCACCACCACAACCCUGGACGACAUCCUAAAAUCCUUCUCCGAUGUCAGUGUCAUCCGAGUGGCCAGCGGCUACCUACUGAUGCUCGCCUAUGCGUGUUUAACCAUGUUACGCUGGGACUGCUCCAAGUCCCAGGGUGCCGUGGGGCUGGCUGGCGUCUUGUUGGUCGCGCUGUCAGUGGCCGCAGGAUUGGGCCUCUGCUCCCUGAUCGGGAUUUCCUUUAACGCUGCGACAACUCAGGUUUUGCCAUUUCUUGCUCUCGGUGUUGGUGUGGAUGACGUCUUCCUCCUGGCACACGCAUUCAGUGAAACAGGACAAAACAAAAGGAUUCCGUUUGAGGACAGGACCGGGGAGUGCCUCAAGCGCACAGGAGCCAGCGUGGCCCUCACCUCCAUCAGCAAUGUCACUGCCUUCUUCAUGGCUGCCUUAAUCCCUAUCCCUGCACUUCGAGCCUUCUCCCUCCAGGCUGCUGUGGUAGUGGUGUUCAAUUUUGCUAUGGUGCUGCUCAUUUUUCCUGCGAUUCUCAGUAUGGAUUUAUACAGACGCGAAGACAGAAGAUUGGAUAUUUUCUGCUGUUUUACAAGCCCCUGUGUCAGCAGGGUGAUUCAGGUUGAACCACAGGCCUACACAGAGCCUCACAGUAACACCCGUUACAGCCCCCCACCCCCCUACAGCAGCCAUAGCUUCGCCCACGAAACACACAUCACCAUGCAAUCCACCGUUCAGCUCCGCACAGAGUACGACCCUCAUACACAUGUGUACUACACCACUGCCGAGCCAAGAUCCGAGAUCUCUGUGCAGCCUGUCACCGUCACCCAGGACACCCUCAGCUGUCAGAGCCCCGAGAGCACCAGCUCCACCAGGGACCUGCUUUCCCAAUUCUCAGACUCCAGCCUUCCCUGCCUCGAGCUCCCCUGCACCAAGUGGACACUGUCUUCGUUUGCAGAGAAGCACUAUGCUCCUUUCCUCUUGAAACCCAAAGCCAAGGUUGUCGUAAUCCUCCUUUUCCUGGGCUUGCUGGGGGUCAGCCUCUAUGGAACCACACGAGUGAGAGACGGACUGGACCUCACGGACAUCGUCCCUCGGGAAACCAGAGAAUAUGACUUCAUUGCUGCACAGUUCAAAUACUUUUCUUUCUACAACAUGUAUAUAGUCACCCAGAAAGCAGACUACCCAAAUAUCCAACACCUCCUUUAUGACCUUCAUAAGAGUUUCAGCAACGUGAAGUAUGUCAUGCUGGAGGAGAACAAGCAACUUCCCCAGAUGUGGCUGCACUACUUCAGAGACUGGCUCCAAGGACUUCAGGAUGCGUUUGACAGUGACUGGGAAACUGGGAGGAUCGUGCCAAACAAUUACAAAAAUGGAUCGGACGACGGGGUCCUCGCCUACAAACUCCUGGUGCAGACUGGCAGCAGAGACAAGCCCAUCGACAUUAGUCAGCUGACUAAACAGCGUCUGGUGGAUGCAGAUGGCAUCAUUAAUCCCAGCGCUUUCUACAUCUACCUGACGGCUUGGGUCAGCAACGACCCUGUAGCUUAUGCUGCCUCCCAGGCCAACAUCCGGCCUCACCGACCAGAAUGGGUCCACGACAGAGCCGACUACAUGCCCGAGACCAGGCUGAGAAUCCCAGCAGCAGAGCCCAUCGAGUAUGCUCAGUUCCCUUUCUACCUCAACGGCCUGCGAGACACCUCGGACUUUGUGGAAGCCAUUGAAAAAGUGAGAGUCAUCUGCAACAACUACACAAGCUUAGGGCUGUCCAGCUACCCCAACGGCUACCCCUUCCUCUUCUGGGAGCAGUACAUCAGCCUCCGCCACUGGCUGCUGCUAGCCAUCAGCGUGGUGCUUGCCUGCACGUUUCUAGUGUGCGCGGUCUUCCUGCUGAACCCCUGGACAGCUGGGAUCAUUGUCAUGGUCCUGGCUUUGAUGACAGUUGAGCUCUUCGGCAUGAUGGGCCUCAUUGGAAUCAAGCUGAGUGCCGUGCCUGUGGUCAUCCUGAUUGCAUCUGUGGGCAUCGGAGUGGAGUUCACCGUCCAUGUGGCUUUGGCCUUUCUGACAGCCAUUGGUGACAAGAACCACAGGGCUAUGCUUGCCCUGGAGCACAUGUUCGCUCCUGUUCUGGAUGGUGCUGUGUCCACUCUGCUGGGUGUACUGAUGCUUGCAGGGUCCGAAUUUGAUUUCAUUGUCAGAUACUUCUUUGCUGUCCUGGCGAUCCUCACCAUCUUGGGAGUUCUCAACGGACUGGUUUUGCUGCCUGUCCUCUUGUCCUUCUUUGGGCCAUGUCCUGAGGUGUCUCCAGCCAAUGGCCUGAACCGGCUGCCCACUCCUUCGCCUGAGCCGCCCCCAAGCGUUGUCCGGUUCGCAGUGCCUCCUGGCCACAUGAACAAUGGGUCUGACUCCUCUGACUCAGAGUACAGCUCUCAGACCACAGUGUCUGGCAUCAGUGAGGAACUCAGGCACUACGAGGCACAGCAGGGAUCCGGAGGAGGUCCUGGCCACCAAGUGAUCGUGGAAGCCACAGAAAACCCCGUCUUUGCCCGGUCCACUGUGGUCCAUCCUGAAUCGAGACAUCACCCUCCCUUGAACCCUCGGCAGCAGCCUCACCUGGACCCUGGCUCCCUGUCUCCUGGACGACAAGGCCAGCAGCCUCGAAGGGAUCCCCCCAGAGAAGGCUUGCGGCCACCCCCGUACAGGCCGCGAAGAGACGCUUUUGAAAUUUCUACUGAAGGGCAUUCUGGCCCUAGCAAUAGGGACCGCUCAGGACCCCGUGGGGCCCGUUCCCACAACCCUCGGAACCCAACGUCCACUGCCAUGGGCAGCUCUGUGCCCAGCUAUGGCCAGCCCAUCACUACUGUGACGGCUUCCGCUUCUGUGACUGUUGCUGUACAUCCCCCACCUGGACCUGGGCGCAACCCCCGAGGGGGACCCUGUCCGGGCUAUGAGAGCUACCCAGAGACUGACCACGGGGUGUUCGAGGAUCCCCAUGUGCCUUUUCAUGUCAGGUGCGAGAGGAGGGACUCGAAGGUGGAGGUCAUAGAGCUACAGGACGUGGAGUGUGAGGAGAGGCCGUGAGGGAGCAGCUCCGACUGAGGUGUGUGCUCCAGGGGUGCUUUCCGGGGUUACCUGAGCACUGGCACAGCCCAGACUGGACCCCGGGGGACCUUUCCUCCCCAAGACAAGGCUGAUGUGGCCAAACCAAUACCUUUCCAAACUGGAUUUUCUUUUCUUUUCACUAGUAACCUCUUUGAUUUAACGGUUUUACCUUGUAGCGGUUUGCUGCCCCUUGCAGCAGAGUUCUAACAAGCAUGCAAACAAAUGACCUUGCAAGGUGAAGAUGAUAGAUGAGAUGAAUUUAGUCAGCCCAUUGUAGAGU